CAGGUUGAGCCAACCUUGUCACUAAAUCAAAGUUUUAGCAAAGGCGCGUGUGGCAGGAGCUGAGCGAACCAGUGGACAGCGCUAAUCAAUAGAUACACGGAUAAAGACAAGGCUAUGUAAUACGCUUUGACUAGUGGAUAUUUACAAUUGUUUUAAAGUAGCCAAACGUGAUACGAGGAUUUUUUAUUUGGAAGAGAGAGGAUAUUGUUUUUGCGACGGAGUGGCUUUGCGCGUCAAGAUACCUUAUUCACUGGAAUGUUAUCGAGUAAAUUACUUCGAUUUGACUUGUGAAAAAGUGAAAAGCAUGAGCCUUUAUAGCCUACGUAUACUUUCAAGUUCAUAACCCACGAAUAACGGUCGCGUUAGACGUUUGUUGUAUUUUACAAGAGCAAAUUUAACCACGGUAUCCAAUUUUGGCAGUAUACUGUAAUAGCUGCUGCUUGUCUGCCAAAAGAUGACGGAAAACAAUGAGAAGGAGAAUGAACCGCAACACCGGGACCUCCAUCGUUGCCCGAGCACUGUGCCUAUUCAGCCCGAAUCAAAGCUGCAGCGACUAAAGCGCUCCUUGUCCUUCAAGUCAGUGAUGCGCAGCAAGAGCGUGGACAACUUCUUCCAGCGCCCCAGCAACGGGGAAGUCCGCCUGCCCUCUGGGAUCAUCCGCGAGCCUCCGCUGACCUCCUCGCCACCACCCUUCGGGGAGACGCCCCUGACCUGCGAGCGCUCACCCUCCCUCUCCCCUUCGCUCAGCCCCAACCCCUCGCUUUCGUCCCGCUCACCCUCCCUCAGUCCCUCCCUCUCCCUGACCUCCAAAGCCCAGCUCCAUGGCCAGCUCCAUGGCCAGCUCCAGGCCCGGCUAGUGAAGACCCACUGUUUCCAGGAGCACGUCUUCCGUCGGCCCACCUGCUGCCAGCAAUGCAAACACGUGAUACAGGGGAACUCCAAGCAGGGUCUGCGCUGUAAAGCCUGUAAGCUGGGCGCCCACCUCUGGUGCUCCUCUGAGCUGUCCCAACAGCCCUGCACAGGAAAGACGGGGGCCUUUAAACGAAACUUCAGCUCCCCUCUCUUGACUAACGAUAUGUUAGGGGUGGUCAAGGAAGCUCUGCCAUCGCAAGAGUCUGAUAAAGGGGGAAUUGACCCUGUGUAUGAGGCUCUGCGUUAUGGGACGUCGCUGGCACAGAUGAGUCGCUCUAGCUUCGGAAGCAUCACUGAGUCCCCCAUUCAUAAGGUGGAGAGAGUAGGGGAGGGACUGGAAACACAACCAAUCGCUGAGGAGGAGUUUGUCCCAGAGACUGAGACUCUCAAUCCUCCUGAAAGUGAGAAGGCUGAUUCAGAGGACAGGGUCAGUCUGAAGACUCCAAAGCGCAUCGAUGUCCACUCUGUACACACCUACGUGGCUCUGUACAAGUUCAUCCCUCAGGAGAAGAAUGAUCUGGAGUUACAACCUGGCGAUCGAGUGCAAGUAACUGAUGACUCCAAUGAGGACUGGUGGAAGGGGAAAAGCAAAGACAAGCUGGGUUUCUUCCCCGCCAACUUUGUACAGAGAGUGCGCCCAGGUGAGCGUGUGUGGAAGGUCACGGGUGGUUUCCAUGGUGACCGUGACAGAGGGCAGAUGACUGUGAAAGAAUCUCAGAUCUGUGUGGGGAAGAACGAAGAGCUGGAUGGUUUCCUAAAGCUGAGCAGUGGGAAGAAGAGAGGUCUAGUCCCUUCCAAGUACCUUCUGGAGAUAUGACUUACGUCAAAGAAGGGAAUUCUCUGUGUCCCGAACCCUUGUUCUGCCCUGAAGACCACCCUCUAUCAGGAGCGCUUCCCUAACACCUCACUGACUGCCAACUCCCUGGAUGUGGAAAUGGACCCUCCCACCAACACCAGAAAACAUAGAGAGGGAGUGAGAAUAUGGUGGACACUGGCCAGGAUCGAAUUGGUUUCACUGCUUUGCUUGGAGUGGUGGAAUCAUUUUGAGAGAAAGGAGGGCGGAGGGCUUCUGUUGAGCUAGCUGCUUUACCUGUGGUGUACCCUCACACUCUUUCACCUGUUCACGCACACAGACACACACACACACACACUGCACAAAGACACUGAUGCUAACAAUGGCCCUGGAGCUUGGGCGGCGUGACUGUAACAGGCAGUGGUUGUCUGAAAGAUGUAUGGAUACCUCACAAUCGACACAAGCACAGCUUCCGCUUGAGCCAAGGUGGAGAAGACUGGCAGUUAUUCGCCGUGUGGUUGUGUGACCUUUUGGAUUUCAAGUGAAAUUUGGACGUUUUUGUCAGUCCAAGUUCUGUAGCAUUUUAUUGUAGCAGCUUGUUGCGACAAAGCUCUUUUCCUCUGAGGUUGUCCUCCCAGCCAGAUAUGGUAUAGCCGCAUUCCCUGUGGCACAGACUGUUUAGCACAUUGGGGCAAACCAAAGUGGGUAGGUGGUGGGGGUAGAAGGGAGCCUCAAGGGCCUUAUGCUUGAUUUGAGGAUUGUAGCUUGGACAAUGUAAUUGAACGUGUACUGUUGCGUCAAACAUAUUGAUGCAUGCUUCACUCACUCCCUGACCAUUGGGAGGUUCAGGUCCAGGCAUUUCAUCUUUGCUAACCCCCUUCUUUGCUUUACAUUGGUCAAUCCCAUUUGACAAUUUGUUUAGCUAAAUGGCUAACAGGUUUUUUGUUGCAAAAUGGCUUCCGUGGCAUCAUCCAGGUGGGUGUUACACAUACCUAUAGGUGUUGGAUGAGGUUUAAAGUGCUCCGAGCAUCUGGAAAAGCGCUAUAUAAAUCCAAUCCAUUAUCAUUAGUUAUCUUUACUAUUAAGAAGGGUUUAGCCAGGAGAGCGAGGGGAGACAGACACACAUGUUAAUCCUGCUGUGAUGUCCUUCCCAACAAUGCGUGAUUAUUUGGGACCUCUGUCCCUCUCCCCCUAUUUAUUUCCCCCACCUCUCUGUCUGUCACACAUGCUCUCUGUCUAGCACUCUCUCCCUCUCUGUGCUCACUGAAGGCAUAGAGCUCUGUGACUGCAGCAGAGGUCACAGCGGUCACAGCACUGAGACAGUGUAGCAUGAUAAGACACUCAGACACAAAGCUUAACCCAAACGUCAGAUUCCUCCCUCUAUAUGGGCUCCUCCGUUGGCCUCUGGAUGUCCGCCAUUUUCAUAGCAUUUUAUAGUAAGUUAGUAAUACAUUAUUCUCACGGAAUGUGUUGGGAUGCAACCACCCGACUGAAUUAUUUUCACAUGCGCGAUGUCCUCAGCCCUUUUGGUAAUGCUUGUUUUCAUGUUGUGUUGUUUUUUUAUUUUCUUCUCCAGAGAAAUAGUCUGCAUCUUGUGUUGAAACAUACCAUUCUAACACUCUCAAAUUCCUAGGCCAGACAAAGGAUGUUUUUGUGUAUCCCGCUGAAUUGAGAGUGAAAUGUCUAUGAAACACUGGAUACAACGUCCUGUGGAUGUCAUUACUUCAUUUGCUGAUUUAUUCACUCUAGGAUUCACUCUGUAGCAGUCAGAAGCUUUCUUGGCAAUAACCACUUAGUACCAGUCAAAAGUUUGGCCACACCUACUCAUUCAAGGGUUUUUCUUUAUUUUUACUAUUUUCUACAUUGUAGAAUAACAGUGAAAACAUCAAAACUAUGAAAUAACACAUAUGGAAUCAUGUAGUAACCAAAAAUGUGUUAAACAAAUCAAAAUAUAUUUUAGGUUUUUGAUUCUUCAAAGUAGCCACCCUUUGCCUUGACGACAGCUUUGCACACUCUUGGCAUUCUCUCAACCAGCUUCAUGAGGUAUGCUUUUCCAACAUUCUUGAAGGAGUUCCCACAUAUGCUGAGCACUUGUUGGCUGCUUUUCCUUCACUCUGCGGUCCAAUCCAUCCCAAACCAUCUCAAUUGGGUUGAGGUCGGGUGAUUGUGGAAGCCAUGGCAUCUGAUGCAUCACUCUCCUUCUUGGUCAAAUAGCCCUUAGUCAAAUAACUUUUACAACGAUGGUGUAGGCAGUCAUUUUAAAUAAGAAUUUGUUCUUAACUGACUUGUCUAGUUAAAUAAUUCAUUAAAAUGAAAAAAUGUAAACAACCUUUUCACAGCCUGGAGGUGUGUUUUUGGUCAUUGUCCUGUUGAAUAACAAGUGAUAGUCUCACUAAGCACAGACCAGAUGGGAUGGCGUAUCGCUGCAGAAUGCUGUGGUAGCCAUGCUGGUUAAGUGUGCCUUAAAUUCUAAACAAAUCACUGACAAUGUCACCAGCAAAGCACCCCACACCAUCACACCUCCUCCUCCAUACUUCACGGUGGGAACCACACAUGCGGAGAUCAUCCGUUCACCUACUCUGCGUCUCACAAAGACACUGUGGUUGGAACCAAAAAUCUCAAAUUUGGACUCAUCAGACCAAAGGACAGAUUUCCACUGGUCUAAUGUCCAUUGCUGGUGUCUCUUCUUCUUAUUGGUGUCCUUCAGUAGUGGUUUCUAUGCAGCAAGUCGACCAUGAAGGCCUGAUUCACACACUCUUCCCUGAAGAGUUGAUGUUGAGAUGUCUGUUACUUGAACUCUGUGAAGCAUUUAUUUGGGCUGCAAUUUCUGAUGCUGGUAAAUAUAAUAAACGUAUCCUCUGCAGCAGAGUUAACUCUGGGUCUUCCUUUCAUGUGGAGGUCCUCAUGAGAGCCAGUUUCAUCAUAGCGUUUGAUGGUUUUUUACAACUGCACUUGAAGAAACUUUCAAAGUUGUUCAAAUUUUCCAGAUUGACUGACUUUCAUGUCUUAAAGUAAUGAUGGACUGUCAUUUCUCUUGGCUUAUUUGAGCUGUUCUUGCCAUAAUAUGGACUUGGUAUUUUACCAAAUAGGGCUAUAUUCUGUAUACCACCCCUACCUUAUCACAACAUAACUGAUUGGCUAAAAUGUAGUAAGAAGGAAAGAAAUUCCACAAAUUAACUUUUAAGAAGGCAGACCUGUUAAUUGAAAUGCAUUCCAGGUGACUACCUCAUGAAGCUGGUUGAGAGAUUGCCAAUAGUGUGUAAAGCUGUCAUCGAGGCAAAGGGUGCCUACUUUGAAUAAUCUGAAAUAUAUUUUGAUUUGUUUAACACUUUGUUUGGUUACUACAUGAUUCCAUAUGUGUUAUAUCAUAGUUUUGAUGUCUUCAUUAGUAUUCUACAAUGUAGAAAAUAGUAAAAAUAAAGAAAAACCCUUGAAUCAGUAGGUGUGUCCAAACUUUUGACUGGUACUGCAUUUAAAUAGAACUAUGGGGAAACUGUUGUAUGUAUUCAGUUAUCAUGGCCUUAACCAUGUGGUAUACGGCUAUCAAAGAGUUCACUGUUUUCAGUAAUGGCAUUCAUUCCCUACCUAAUAUAUCAGCAUCAAGACUUAAAAGCACAACACAACCACAAGACUUUGCACUCUACCCAUUCUAGUCACUCUGUACAUCUGAUUACCACUCAGUACAGUCUCAAUCUUUACUAACUGUUAUAAGGUGUAUAUUGCAAUUAAGCCACACUCUUGGAUUUCUUGGCCAUCAAGGAGUGGGUCCACCAAGCAUUAGAUCAUUACAAUGCAUUCCAGUACAGUUGCACACGCAUAUAGCACUUGAAUUAUAUUAUAUUUCUAUAGUGAUCAAGGGACGACAUUUCACGAGAGAAACAGUACUUUUUCAUACAUGAUUUAAAGCUAUACAUACAGUAAUUUGUUUACAAAUUCCUAUAUAACUACAAAAGCAAAGACAAUGGAGUAUUAUGUAUGGUAUAUAUAUUCUCCUCAUCAAGGGGUGUAUUUUAUUAGUCAAAAUUACCACUGGAGUGACUUGAAAUCUUACAGCAUGUAGCUUUAAAGAAUAGCUGCGUAAUAAAGGUUUUAGAGGCAUAACGGGUAUAGUAGCCUUUAAGGGCUGGUCUUGGAUCAGUUUAUUUGAGACUGACUAACCAAGCCUGGCUCUGGACCAGUACUCCAAGGUCAUUUCCCUCCCCAUCCACCUGGCAUUGGCACACACAGUCUCCCUUCCUGCAUGGCCACCUGGACUGUGACCUGUACACAUGUCAAUAAAGUUCCAUCAAAUCAA
Molecule: messenger RNA, 5999 nt
Organism: Salvelinus fontinalis (brook trout)
Lineage: Eukaryota; Metazoa; Chordata; Actinopteri; Salmoniformes; Salmonidae
Product: SH3 and cysteine-rich domain-containing protein 2-like
Exons: 11
Coding region: 455-1729 (424 amino acids)
Biological process (GO): skeletal muscle contraction; positive regulation of protein localization to plasma membrane; positive regulation of voltage-gated calcium channel activity
Cellular component (GO): extrinsic component of cytoplasmic side of plasma membrane
Molecular function (GO): protein binding
Source: RefSeq, a predicted model, not a curated record